Messenger RNA from Varanus komodoensis (Komodo dragon), 2141 nucleotides. It is a transcript of the gene DELE1, whose product is annotated as DAP3 binding cell death enhancer 1. Bases 1 to 1911 code for a protein of 636 amino acids. The record is from RefSeq and is a predicted model, not a curated record. NCBI's taxonomy places the organism in Eukaryota, Metazoa, Chordata, Lepidosauria, Squamata, Varanidae. Gene Ontology annotation, molecular function: protein binding. The transcript has 11 exons.
AUGGGUUCAGAAGCGCAAACACAUCCGUCUCGCGUGGGCUGCUCGAACGAGGCACGAGCCAGCGUGGCGCCCCGGCCUCGCUCCCUGGAGCCCGACUGCGGCAGGCCGCUCAGCAGGCCGCAUCCAGCCUUGCAGGCGAGUCAGGCUCCCGAGGAAGGCUCCCUCGCCCAGGGUGACUGCAGUGCUCCAGUGGACCUCGCCGCCCAACGUCCAGUCCUUAGAGACUGGGACAAGCGCAUGGAGGAUCACGCUGCCAGGUUCUGGCAGCUGGUCCCCUUCUCCGGCAUCACGGCCCCAACCGGCGAGGGACCACGGGCCGGGGGUGCCGUCGCACCCUUGCCCUCCAGCCCGUCCUCUGGGGAGCGGCUUGGCCUAGCGCUGCUUGUCCGGACGAGCCGGUUGCCGCGGGCAGGGGCCGGAGCGCUGCAAGAAGGCCUCGCUGCCUUCCUAGAGGGUGGAGAGGAAACGUCGGAAGGCGGCCUGCCCUCCGCGCAGCAGAAGCCACAGGCCAAAAUCCUCGGGUGGGCAGAGCAGAGCUCGCUCCGAGCGACGUUGACGGAAGAGGCCUUUGCUGCCCGCCUGCCCGCCCGCGGAGCAGAGGUGUUUCCAGUUCUUGCAGAAGCGGCUGGGGAGGCCGCAGGGCAGGUCCCCUGCCAAAACAUAUUUUCAUUUCCUUUCUCGGGUUGUCUGUCUUUCCGGAGCUGGCAUGGCAGGAACCAGCAGCGCAGGACCUGUCGGUAUGGGAACGUUCUGCAGUGCUACACACCCCUGGAUGCCUUCACCUGGAGCGCAUUGGCUUGCCUUGCUCUGGAGCUCGCCAAGCGCGUCCGGUGGCUGAGCUCUCCACCCUCCCAUGAAGGAGAUGCCGGGAUUCAUCAGCUCAAGCAGCGCCUUGCCGUUCUGCCCCAGCAUCAGCGCUCAGAACCUCCUGCUGAUCCACUGCCUUGCUCCAGCGAAGAAAAGGAACAACACUUCUUCCUGGGGGUGGGCCAGGACCACACAGAAAAGAACCCAUCUUCUAACAAAAUAUCUCAGCCGAAAGAAUAUGAGCUCCAUUCAGAAACAGGGGACUUUGUCUUCCCACCUAGCCCGGACCCUGAACCAGACCCGUGCCCGCUGCGCUCGCAGGCCAACCGAGAAGAUGAGGACUCUGUUAACAGGGCUGCUUCGCAAGUGCAGCAGGUGUUCCAAGCCAGCAUGUCCGUGGCAUCCAAUAUCCUGGGGCUGGCGCAUAUGCAGGAGGGGCAGCACCCCACCGCCUUUUCCUGCUUCAAGCUGGCUGCAGACCAGAACUACAGCAAGUCGCAGUUCAACGUGGGCUUGUGCUACGAACAUGGACGAGGCACCAAGAAGGACGUCGCCAAGGCAGUCCUCUACUAUCGGCGGGCGGCUCUGCAGGGGCAUUCCAGGGCCCAGCGCCGCUAUGCCAAGUGGCUUCUGCACCAGCAGCCCAGGACAGGCCCGGGUGGCGGCGCGCAGGAAGCGGUAGGGUCGCUGCACCAGGCCCACGGCGCAGAACAGAUCCAGGCGAGCGUCGGCCAGGGCUGUUCCAGCAGAUUUCGUUUGGCUGUCGGCCACGGAAAGGGCUUUGGUGCUCCCCAGAGCUCAUGUGCCGCUAGAAAGCAGGACCAGCAAGCGGCUGCUGCAAACGGCCAGCCUGCCCGGGCCAGCACCGAAGCGACAGUCCUGGAGGAGAGCGCAGCCGCGCGCCACUGCCACCAGCUGCCCCUGGUGGGGCGAACGUCCUCGUCCAGUCCGUGCCUCCAGCAGCUGGAUCGGCCCCUGCCUUCCCGCGUCUCCCUUGGCCUGCUGCAUUCGUGGAGUGCCGGAAGCCUCAGGGAGGCGGCCAGCGGCUCCAGGAGCUGCAUGAUCCUUCCUGCUUUCUCAGACGGCCUCGCCCUCCAGCUGUAGCCCUCCGCCUGGUUCCCCAGAACAGCAAUUACUUACGCUGACUAAAGAGGAGCCCUAGGAGAUAUGCCCACAAUCCUGGCUGCCACAGCCACCGCUGAAGAAGCCGAGAGAGGCAGCGGUUGCAGGCCGGCAUGUAUUUCUACCUCUUCUGCAGGUGGCAUUUCUGUAAAUAAAUCGCAGCUAGAGAGCGGUGUGGGUGAGUGAUGGAGCCAAAUAAGAGACAAAACGGG